This is a messenger RNA of Diaporthe citri, 1899 nucleotides long. RefSeq lists its product as uncharacterized. NCBI's taxonomy places the organism in Eukaryota, Fungi, Ascomycota, Sordariomycetes, Diaporthales, Diaporthaceae. The record is from RefSeq and is a predicted model, not a curated record. Gene Ontology annotation, cellular component: catalytic step 2 spliceosome; intracellular anatomical structure. The coding region runs from base 1 to 1899 and encodes 632 amino acids. The transcript is spliced from 3 exons. Gene Ontology annotation, molecular function: ATP hydrolysis activity; RNA binding.
AUGGCAGAGUCCGAGCUUGGUUCAUCCUUUAUCCCAGCCCUUCACAAGCCGUCUGCUCUCUUGCCCAUAGCGAAGCAUCGGCAGAGCCUGCUCUACCUGGUCGAGACUCGCCAGGUCACUAUCGUUGUUGGGCAGACCGGAAGUGGAAAGACAACGCAAAUACCUCAAUUUCUCGAGAAGGCUGGCUGGUGCGCUAAUGGCAAAGUCAUCGCCGUCACACAACCACGUCGCGUAGCUGCAACAACUGUAGCCGUCAGGGUAGCCGAGGAGACGGGCAGUGAGCUGGGCAAAGAGGUGGGAUACUCCAUCCGCUUCGACGAUGUCUCAUCGGCAGCGACCCGCAUCAAGUUUCUGACGGAUGGAUUGCUCAUCCGCGAGGCCCUUGUUGAUCCGCUAUUGUCUCGUUACUCCGUCAUCAUGGUCGACGAGGCGCAUGAACGGUCAAUUUCAAGCGUGGUGAGACGCAAGGGCACGAUCAGCCCCAGGUCACAGGUGCCAUCAUCAGUAUUGAGGGCCGGACAUAUCCCAUUUGAUAUACUCUACCUGGAAUCACCUGCUGAAAACUAUGUUGAAAAGGCCGUCAGUACCGUGCUCGAAAUCCACGCCAAAGAGCCAAAAGGCGAUAUCCUUGUCUUCCUAACAGGAAGAGACGAGAUCGAGUUUGCAAUCAAUGCAGUCGCGCAGCGCUCUACGCAGUCAGAUCCGGCAUCGCAAGUCCUGCCGUUACCACUGUAUGCUGGGCUCUCGACAGAACAACAGAUGUAUGUCUUUGCGCAGGCACCAGACAACACGAGAAAGGUCAUCUUUUCGACGAACAUCGCCGAAGCUUCGGUCACAAUCGACGGUAUUACCUACGUGGUGGAUUCUGGUUUUGUCAAAGAGCGUGCUUACAACCCAAUAUCCGGCAUUGAAACACUGACAGCGGUUCCCACCUCCAAAGCAGCAGCUUCUCAGAGAGCGGGCCGAGCAGGCAGGACAAGACCGGGAAAGUGCUAUAGACUCUACAAGGAGGAGACAUACAUGGGUUUGCCCGAUGCCAACGUACCAGAAAUCCAGAGAUCAAACCUAGCGCCGUUUAUACUGCAGCUCGGGGCUCUUGGAAUCACCAACUUCCUGCGGUUCGACUUUCUGACACCACCUCCGGCUGAGUUGAUGUCCAGGGCCCUCGAGCUACUUUAUUCGCUUGGUGCCUUGGACGACUAUUGCAAGUUGACGAGACCGCUGGGAAUGCGGAUGGCAGAACUGGCGGUGGAGCCGAUGAUGGCCAAAACCUUGCUCUCUGCCACUCUGUUUGGAUGCGUCAGCGAGAUAAUAACCAUAGCAGCCAUGACGAGCAUUGGAGGCAGCGUGUGGGUUCAGAAUGAUGCUGACCGGCAGAAGGAGCUAGAAAGCUCGAGGCGGAAGUUCGCAGCGGAGGAAGGCGACCACCUCACUCUUCUCAAUGCAUAUCAGGCUUUUGUGAGCACGGGGCGGAAGGAGGGCCGUUUCUGCCAUGACAACAACCUCAACUUCAAGGCUAUGACCCGUGCAGUCAGUAUAAGAGCACAGUUGAAACGGCGUCUUGAGCGAUUCGGCAUCAAUAUGGAAGAGUCGCUCGCAGUCAAGCACACCACAGACAACGAUCCAGCGAGAAAGGCUGAGCAAAUAAGACGCUGCCUUACCACAGGAUAUUUUUCACAGGCGGCGAGAAUGGUACCCGAUGGCACGUUCCGCACCAUCGACGGUGGAACGGUCCUCCAUGCCCAUCCGAGCAGCAUCAUGUUUAAUAGGAAGGCUGAUUGGGUCAUUUUCACGGAAGUCAUGGAAACCGCCAACAAAACGUUCAUCCGAGAUAUCUGCAGGAUUGAGAAGGGCUGGCUGCUUGAGUAUGCACCCAAUUUCUACCAGCUCAAGAAGUAA